AUGGCAUACAAAAGCUACAAUUCACAGAGCUACAUUGACAACAACUACUCGCCGCACGACAGCAAGACUGCUUACGACGACGAAUACGACAACCGUCCCGACUCUGCGCGUGCUCCCCCAACCAAGUCGGCAUCUCUCAAGGAAGGCAUGUUUGCCCAGCAGCAGCAGCAACCCCAGCCCAUGGACAGCUUCAACACGCCUCCCAUGUCGCGAUCGGGUCCUCAGCCAAUGGCCAAUGGUUUUGGCGGUCCUGGUCCUGGAAAGCCCGGGACUGGUGCUCCCUCCAUCCAACCCGAGCCCAUGCCUGAUCUCCUGACGCGCGCCUUUAACGAAGCUGUGCGACCAUACACCAAUCGCGUCGAGGAGCUCGAGAACGAAGUCGCCGAUCUCAAGGCUUGGGUCGAGCAGCUUGAGGCUCAGAGAAGAGAGGUCCACGCAUGGAUUGACAAGCGCGGCUUGAGACCUGACGUGCCCCCGAGCAUUGCCCAGCAGAUGGAUGCUUCCAACCCACACAACCCCACCGCUGCUGCUUCAACUCUCAAUGCACAGCUCGACCGCAAGAUCACCAUCGUCAACUUUGACCUUCACCGUCUGCAAGACGAUCUCAACGACUCAUUGCCUACUCCCUCCUUCAGCGCCUGUAUGCUCAAAUUCUUGCCCGACAUCAGCCGUCUUGCUGCCCUUCCUUCGGGUCCCAAAUUUGCCUUCGACCUGCUGCUCAAGCUGGGCGGCAACCUCAACUCCCACGGUGGUCUCGAGAGUGGUGAUGAAGAAGACCUGCGCGAACGUAGAUCCUUCUAUGCUCGCCUCGACGAAGCCAUGGUCGAUAUCGUGCGCGGUCGCUUUAGAGAGGAAGGCGAAGGUUGGGGUGUCGCCAGAGAAAUCAAGCGCAUCGAGAAAACUGGUGCCUACCUCCGCAACUGGGGUGUUGAGCCUUACUUCCCUCAUACACUGGACGUUAUGAGAGAUGGCUCUGGUGCUGCCGGCGCUGGCGUCUACCAUGGCGGUGGCACUCCUCCUGCUUACCAAUAA
Molecule: messenger RNA, 1032 nt
Organism: Aureobasidium pullulans EXF-150
Lineage: Eukaryota; Fungi; Ascomycota; Dothideomycetes; Dothideales; Saccotheciaceae
Exons: 3
Coding region: 1-1032 (343 amino acids)
Source: RefSeq, a predicted model, not a curated record